Portunus trituberculatus (swimming crab) is the source of this 4219-nucleotide messenger RNA. It is a transcript of the gene Atac3, whose product is annotated as GA-binding protein subunit beta-2-like. The record is from RefSeq and is a predicted model, not a curated record. Gene Ontology annotation, molecular function: protein binding. The transcript is spliced from 14 exons. NCBI's taxonomy places the organism in Eukaryota, Metazoa, Arthropoda, Malacostraca, Decapoda, Portunidae. Gene Ontology annotation, cellular component: cytoplasm; nucleus. Gene Ontology annotation, biological process: regulation of gene expression. Bases 239 to 2227 code for a protein of 662 amino acids.
ACAUAAGAAAUGAAAAAAAAUAAUCCGUUGUUUAAGUAAUAAUUACGAUAAGGAAAUGCUGUAUUAAAUAGGGAAAUAGGUAAACCAGGAAACUUUGUCAAAAUGAUAUGGUAGCACUGAAAAGUGGAGGAGGAGGAGGGCAAGAAUCGGCGAACACUUCAGACCAGCGGGAUGAAUAGUGCGUCAGGGCGAUGUGGCUACAGCUAAGUGUGUUGCCUGGCUGACAGAGACGGCUGAUAUGGACAGGAAUAAAUCCCAAAUACUUCUUCUUGACAAAAGUGAGCUUGAGACAGUAGCCAAAGCUCUGUCUUCUGGAUGUUGGACUCUCAGUGAUUCAGGACACAUAGAAAUAAGUGAUGGCAGCACCACAUCUGGUGUGUGUGGCAAUUCUCCCAAGCUCACCCUUGCUCAGGGAAAUGUUCGGCCGGUCACACAGGCAUCGGGGGCUGGAGGAUCAGCCAACAUUAAGCGUCCAGUAUCUAGUGAACCUUUGAAUCUUCAGCGAGACAAUUCCCAUAUGACAACACUGACAGAAUUGGGCAAGAAGUUGAUAGAGGCUGCCAGGGUUGGUGAUACAAGCCAAGUCAGAAGGCUGAUGGCCAUUGGAGCACCAUUUGCAUCAGAUGGACCUAUUGGAAUGAACCCAUUACACUUGGCCUCACAAAAUGGUCAUUAUGAAACCUGUGAACGUCUUUUGAGUGCCGGCAUGAACAAAGACGCUCGCAAUAAGGUAGACAAGACUCCUCUUCAUCUUGCUGCAAUGGAAGGCCACACUGACAUUGUGCACUUGUUGAUCAAGAGUGGAGCUAAUCUAAAUGCUUGUGAUAUGCUAAAGAUGACUGCCUUGCAUUGGGCGUGUGACAGGGGGCAUACCUCAAUAGUGCGCCUCCUACUGCAGCAUCAAGCCCAGACAGACAUAGCUAACAAAUUUUUUAAAACUCCACUUCAUCUUGCAGUUGGAAAUCGGCAUGACAACAUUGUCGUCUUACUUCAGGGUAAAAUUUCACCCAAGACUGAAAACGAGGAUGAGGAAGAGCAAGAAGAGACAGAGGAAGAUGAUGAUGAUGAUGAUGAUGGAGGUAAAGAGCCAAGACAAGCUAAAGCACCUGUCUUCGGUUUUCCAAGCAGUAGUCUCAGUGACAUACCGGUUGUUUGUAAAACUGAAGAAGUUCACACUGAGUUCAUAGAAGAAGUGUGUGAGAGCUCCGAUCCUGUUAUUGAAGAUGAGGAAGAAAUACCAACAGAAGAAAGUGAGCUGCCACACUCAAUUAUGGAUGAUUUGGAAGAUCAGAAUAUAUCCGUGCUGGCGUCUCUUGCUGAACUGGCUCAAGCAACAAAAUCAUCAGACCAUUCUGUAGAUAUGUCAAAUGCAGCUGCCUUAGAGCUCCUGAAGGCUCAAGCUGCCUUGUUACCUCUUGAUGAUUCUUCCACCCUGGUUACUUCUGCAGUGGCACACGGUCAAACACUUCAUCUCACUGAGGCUGGAAGACAGGCUCUCAAACUUAUUAAACAAGAAUUACCAUUGUUUCCAACUAGUACACUGCCAAAAGAAAAGAACCAAGAGGAGGAGAGCACAGCCAGUGAAAAGACAGGUGGAAGUACAACAAUAAAGAAAGAGCAUUCUCUGCCUACAACACCUAUAGCACUGCCACCACCACCACCACGCCCUCCGCCACCAUCCCUUCUAUCUUCAGUCUCAUCUUCAUCUACGCCCACAUCGUUGCUGUCACCCUCAUCAUCAUCCACAUCCUCAUCCCUGCUGUCAGUUUCCUCGCUAUCUUCAUUACCAUCAUCAUCCACGUUACUCACCUCACCGUCAUCAUUGUCUGUUUCGUGCUUGCCUACUCUUUUAGCUUCACAGACAGAUGAAGGAAAAGAGGAAGAACAAGUUACUCAAGUCAUCACUCUGACUGCAGAACAGUAUGCAGCUUUAACAAAUGGUGGCAGUGGUCCUGUGAUAUUGCAAGUGUUGCCAUCAGAUGGCACAGAAGAGGCCAUCUGUGAAGCUAAUAUCAAUACUAGUCCUUCUCCAUGCAAGCGGCAGAAAAUCAUGCAGUUGGUCACAAAGUUCCAUGGAUCCUCUGACCAGCAGCUUAUAAUGGCCAAGAUAUCAGGAAAGGUGCGUCCACACGGUCAAACAAUGUUCGACGGAGAAACAUUGUUACCAAUUACCAAUGGAAAGCGGAAAGGUAGAAGGUAUUCGGAUCCAUCCACAUAUAGUUUGUGAAGUCCGAUUCAUAGCCAUUCUCAGUUUUUAUAAAAUGGUUGCAUGGCUUCCCCUUUCAUUUCCGUUUCUGCAACCACUCCUUGCACCAUUCUCUUCUUGUCACCUCCUCCUCAUGUAGAACAGCAAUGAUCAUGCUGUAUAGUGCAAUUUUCUUAGUCUUGUUUUUUUUCUUGGGUACCAUGGUAGUGAUGUACUGCCCAAGUCCACACACUGACUUGAAUACCUGUGUGUUGCCAACGGACAUCACCUUAAAACAUUGUCCAUCGGUCUAUGUCUCGUGAGCAGAGUAAAAACAGUGGUAAACAUCAUCAUCUGGUACCACUGUUUGUUGCCAGAUCCACUUCCAUUGUUUCAACCCUUAUAACGUCAUGUUACCAUGGUAACAACAUUUGUCUGUCGGACAUUGUUCGACCGUGUGGACGCACCUUUACAUACAGAGGGGAAAACAAUUUGAUCUAAAUUGCUUGAAGGAGAUUCUGGAGUGGCAGGCAACUUUUGUUACAGGAACAAUGCGUUACAUUAGCUGUAAUCAAGCUAAAGCUAAAGCUGAGAUGGUGUUAAUUUGGUGCCCAGAGCUACUUUCAAUUUAGGAAGUAGUGCAUGCAAUCAAUCAAUCAUCAUGCUGAUUACAUUUGAAAGAUAAUAAAUCUACAGCAACAGGGCUUGUUUUUGUUUGCUGGGAUUAAAACUUACCACUUGAUCGAUCUACAACUGUGUUCAUGCAUGAUAUAUAUAUGAAUUUUAAAAGAACAUGUUCACAUAUGUUUUACUGAUUGUUUUGAUUAAAAGAACUUGUUUACAUCUGUACAACUUUGCAAAUUCUAAGGAGCUUCCUCUGUUAAGUGUCUUGUUUCUCGUCGAAUACAACGGGGGCACCGAAGAGGACAGAAGCAGCCAACAUGAUAGCAUGCACUGCAAGUAGCACAUAAUGCCGUAGAAUCCAACUGGAAUGGAAAUAUUGGCUCCCCUUCUCCGCAGAUUUCACAUAUAAAGCCUUGGCCGGCACAGACCUGCAAAGUAGUUUGGGUAUAGAUGAGUGGCAUUAAAGUAAAGGUUUAUCACUAAGAAUCUAUCUAUGUAGUAGGUUAACAUCCACCAAAAGGCAGAAUGUAGCUACAACAGGCACCAGUCUUGUUUUUAUUGUAUCUAUGGUAGGACAGAGCCUUACUAACCAUCUUUGCACCAAGUUAAUUAACAAGCAUUGUGCUGGUGAACAUUGAUGAUGACAAGAGUUACUUGCCAAAAGUGUAAUAAAGCUAAAACAAUUCACAAAUUUAAGGAAAAUUUGAAUAUGGAGACAGGACAGCACAAGCUGCCUAAUAUGGCUCUUGUCAGAACUAGGGUAACACACACACCAAUAGAUUACAGAGAGAGAAUGACUGUAAUUUCUGUAAUUUACAAUGUAAUCUUUUGGUUGGAGUCUCUCUCUCUCUCUCUCUCUCUCUCUAUAUAUAUAUAUAUAUAUAUAUUAUAUAUCAGUACCUGACACUUUGCUAUGUGAUUGAUGUAUAGUUUGGUUAUCUUCUUCACUUCUCCUACAAAGGAACCAUUCUUUGCAGAUAUCAGGUCUUCCAGCGAGUAUGCUUGUGGAUCACUUGCCCAGUGUUGGGGUCUAUUAUACAUUAAUUUCUUCUCACUGAAAAGAUCCAUGUGUUUACUUUAAAUUCUUCUCCAUGUUGUGUCGCAUACUCCAGUCAGAUAAUCAGAUUUUUAGCAAAAAGAUUAAAGGCUUCUUUAGGUCAAGAGAAGCCAAGUUUAAUAAUUUCUACAUGAAGGUGAAGAUUAUGAAAUAUAUAAGAAAAAUAAUAGAAAGAAUGCAGAUUGAUUUUGAAUGACUAGGUUACUAGAGUCUUACUUGUUUGCUCGGCUGCAAGUGUUGAUGUAUGGUAAUGCAUAGUAGAGUUGUAACCGAUAAAUACGAGUCUGUUGUAGAUUCCGGCACUUUUUGUAUAAGCCACAGUUAAGAGCACUCACAUUAAACAGUGGAUCACU